CCAAUAUGAAUAUAUAUCGUAUACAAAAUACAUUUAAUCAUUCAUUCGUAUGUACGAAACUACGAACCCAAGAUUCAAGAAACACGCCAAUCUAUUCAGUGUCGCACAUUUCACGCACUUUUUUGUGUUUUCUCUAUCUCACGUUAUGGCCUCUUCAGCUCACAAGCACCACCACCUCUUCCCCAACCUCCACGGAGGAGCCACCACAGCACCACCACCAACUCCCUCGGCUAACCAAACCUCCCUCCUUUCUACUUCCGACGCCGCCGACGCCCUUUCCCGCCUCCUCCACCGCCUCCCACCAAACCUCUCUCUCCCCACUAACCGCCGUUCCGCCACCACCUCAUCCUCCUCCCCCGCCGCCACGUGUCCUCCCUCCAUAUCCCUCUCUGACAACAGUACGGACAUCCUUUCCUCCUUCUCCCAACUCGGCUUCGUGCAACUCACCGAUCACUCAGUCCCCUCCGAACUCGCCACCUCGGCCGAGUCGGAAUCGCUCGCUCUCUUCAACCUCCCUCGGGACCAGAAGGAAUCUUCCUUCCCCAAGAACUGGCCACUCGGAUACGAACGCGAAGAAGAAGACGAAGACAAAGACGAAGACGAAAACGACGAUGAACUCGGACUCGGAAUCGGCGAGUCAUUCCGUCUUGACUCGUCCUGCUCCACCGAGUCAUCAACCGAGUUGAUUCUGUCAUCUCUCCGCGAGUUCUCACUCUCUCUUGAAAAACUGGGCCUGAAGAUCAUCGACGAGUUAAUGAAAGGUUUGGGCCUAGAAAACCCGAUCGGGAAUGACCCGACCCGGUUGUGUUCUAUCUUAUGGAUUUCAGAAGAUCGGCCCGGAAAUAGACCCGAAUAUUCGGGCGGGUUUUACCCGUAUGUGGUGGCCUUGCAGUACCAGAUAAGGCGAGAGAAGACGUAUUCAUUGCUCUCGGAUUCGGGUUGGGUGCACGUGGUGCCGCACGUGGACUCCAUCUUGGUCACUCUUGGAGAUAUUGCUCAGGUGUGGAGCAAUGGGAAGUUGAAGAAAGUGAGAGGAAGAGCAAUGGGGGAAGCAAAAGAGUCACGUUGCAUCACAAUGUCAUUGCUCAUAACGCUUCCUACAGAGACCACUGUGGCUCCUCUUCUUUUUCUUGGCAACGAAGACCAAAAGGAAGAAAGCGAUGAAGAACGUGAGCGUGUGUUUCACUCUUUUGACUUUGAGGACUAUGCUUGGAGAGUCUACCAUGAACGCCUCCUUUUCAAAGACCCACUAGAUAGGUACCGUCUUAAUUAAAUUAAGCUGGAUUUUGGUUACUGUCCUGAAAUAGAGAUAAAAAGUGAGACUAAUUAAAAUAUGGCCUCAAAAUAAAUAUGAAAAAACCAAUAAUUAGGUAACAAUGUCUCGCUAUCUCCAACGUUACUAUUUCAGGCCAGAUACCAAAAACUAGCUAUAAGUUGGAGUUGUCUUUUCCCAUCUUAUAUAAUGAUUUUUUUGGUUCAAGUCCUAAAACAGGUGGUUUUUUUUAUUUAUUUAUUUUUAAAGCAAUUUGUGUGCUUGUGUGAGGUAUGAGGGUUUUUACCUUUUUUAGUUUGCUUUGAAUUUUGGUUGGAUGGUGAAGGAAAAAGAAAACAGAAAUGAGAGGACUUGGUUGUGAUGAGAUGUAUAUGUUCCAUUUAUUUAUUUAUUGGAUUGAUUUUGAAGUAUUUUAGGAUCU
Arachis ipaensis is the source of this 1694-nucleotide messenger RNA. Its product is annotated as 2-oxoglutarate (2OG) and Fe(II)-dependent oxygenase superfamily protein. The record is from RefSeq and is a predicted model, not a curated record. NCBI's taxonomy places the organism in Eukaryota, Viridiplantae, Streptophyta, Magnoliopsida, Fabales, Fabaceae.